Dermacentor albipictus is the source of this 1861-nucleotide messenger RNA. RefSeq lists its product as uncharacterized. The record is from RefSeq and is a predicted model, not a curated record. Lineage: Eukaryota; Metazoa; Arthropoda; Arachnida; Ixodida; Ixodidae.
UUAGGCCCCCGGUAGCGAGAGUAGCUAGCGUCUCAUAGUUGCCCUCUCUUGCUGGACUGUCGCGCACGCUGCAUGCACGUUGUUCCCGCAUUGACUGCACCAAGUUCUCGCGAUUUUAAGCUUAUCCGCACAGGCUAUGCAAACGUCCGGGCAGCACUGCGCUGUGUACGGUUGUUCGAACAACCAAAAGAAGCGCAAUGCAGCAAGAAAAGUACAGUGCAGCACGCACAAUGUUCUGCAAGAGGACUGCGGCUGCAACAUGUACCUGUUGCAUCGGUUUCCUGCCGACGCGGUACUGAAGCAUCGCUGGAUUAGCGCUGUAAAUCGUAAGGGAUUCGUCCCUACGGAGUCGUCGCGCGUCUGCUCGGUUCAUUUUGUCGACGGGAAGCGGACAUCUGAGAAUCCAGAGCCAAUGCUUCAGCUCGGAUACGCGAGGAAGGUCUUGAAGGGGCGGCGGCGCAUCACGAAACAAGACGUCCAAGUGCCGAAGAAGAGAGCAAAAGAAAACCUUGUGCCACAGGCGGCCCCGUCUCCCAGUCCUCCUCUGACGAAUGUACAACAAAGCAAUGACAGUUGCAGUGCUGGCUUGCAACUGCUUUGCUCUGCUGCUUUAUCCGAGGUACAACACAGCAAUGACAGUUGCAAUGCUGGCUUGCAACUGCUUUGCUCUGCUGCUUUAUCCGAGGUUACACAGACAAAGGGCAGUUCUGUUGCCUGUGUACCACAGACAAAGGCGUGCUUCGAGGCAGCCAGAAUGGUACAAACACCUAGUACCAGCAUUAGUGCUGAAGCAGGAUUGCCACCAACACACCAUGACAAGACAACACAGACCAUGGCUGCUGCUGACUCCAAUAUCACCGCAAGACCUCAAGUACAGUGUACAAGCAGUGUUCAAAAACACAAGUCAACACAGUGGGAGAAUGUGAACUAUGAGGACCACUGUUAUGCGCAACUUCCCAAGAUUGCGCUACACAAAACUUCAUUUGUGGAGAAGCUUUCUGCUGAUGACAUUUUGUUUUAUACGGGCAUCUCGCAAACAGCUUUCAACAACCUUGUGAAAGCAGUGUCGACAUUGGCCAAAAAGGCAAGCAUAUUGUCACGUGCUGACCAGCUAAUGAUGUGCCUUAUGAGGCUUCGUCUUGGUCUUCUGUACGGACAUUUAGGGAGAAUUUUCCAGAUGUCAGUUUCUGCUGUGGGGAACAACAUUCGCUACAUGUUUCAAGUGCUGUGCAAAGUAAUGAAGUGGGUUGUCAAUUGGUUGCCAAGAGAAGACAUCAAGGACAGCAUGCCAGCGUCCUUCACGGAGAGUGGAUAUGGUUCCACAACGUGCAUUCUUGAUUGCACUGAAGUUAUGUUGCAGCGCCCAAAGAAGCUAAUGGCCAGGGCACAGACGUUUAGUAGCUAUAAAGCACACAACACUAUAAAGUUCCUCGUGGCUAUUGCCCCUAACGGGCACAUCAUGUUCGUAUCUAAGGCAUAUGGUGGACGUGCUUCGGACAAGCUCAUCACAAGGGAGAGUGGCAUUGGAGAUUACUUCAUGAGAGGUGAUGAAGUAAUGGCGGACCGAGGUUUCUCCCUUGACGACGAGCUACUUGUGCAAGGUGUCCGGCUAAACACGCCAGCCUUCACGAAAGGAAAAAAGCAGUUGACUGAAAAGGAGGUCACCACCACAAGGCGCAUUGCAUCUGUCCGCAUUCAUGUGGAACGUGCAAUUAACCGGAUCAAGACCUACAGAAUCUUCAAACAGGCACUCCCAAUCAAAUCAAAACAAACAAUUAGCGAUAUGGUUUUUAUUUGUGCAGGGUUAUGCAACCUUAAACCUGCUCUCAUUCAACAGGGUGUCAGUAACCAGAAAACAUAA